AUGGUGUACAAAGGACGUGUGCGCGCUGAUAAACUUGAACAAGCUAUUGAUCUACGAAUGACUAAACAUCUUUCAUUCAGGAAAAUUGCUUCAGAAUUAAACAUAUCCCCUUCAACUGCCGGCCGUGUAGUAAAGAAAUUUUUAUUACCAACACCGCCGACGCAGAAGGUUAAGCGCAAAUUGGGUCGGCCACUUGGUUUAACAGCGCAAGACAAGUCAAAACUUGAGGAGGCUUUAUUCAUGCUACGCAAGAAACAUAUCAAGUAUACAGUGAGGAAAGUGAUUGAAACUAGUGGACUUUGUUCAACAAAAGUUAGUUACAGAACAUUUUCAAGAUAUAUACACGCGAUUGUAAAGACAUUGCCUGAACAAUCAACGUACUGUCAAUGCAAGUCUAGAGCUAAUCAUAUUCGAGUGAAAAUAGAACCGCAACAGUAA
This is a messenger RNA of Paramuricea clavata, 438 nucleotides long. The record is from the annotation of a GenBank genome assembly. NCBI's taxonomy places the organism in Eukaryota, Metazoa, Cnidaria, Anthozoa, Malacalcyonacea, Plexauridae.